This is a messenger RNA of Cornus florida, 1859 nucleotides long. Its product is annotated as putative UPF0481 protein At3g02645. The transcript has 2 exons. The record is from RefSeq and is a predicted model, not a curated record. NCBI's taxonomy places the organism in Eukaryota, Viridiplantae, Streptophyta, Magnoliopsida, Cornales, Cornaceae. The coding region runs from base 131 to 1615 and encodes 494 amino acids.
UAUGGCCUACAAGCUUCGAUGGCUUCUCGAGACUUGCCUAUAUAUAUAUAGUGGCUCUUCAAUCAUGUAUUGAAGAAUAUGCAUAUAUAUAUUCAAUUACUAAUAAAUAUAUAAUCUAAAACUCGUACUAAUGGCGGAUAUUCUUAGUGAUUUCAGUAGUGUAGAUAUUCAUGAUGGCAGCGUCGGUAAGGAUGCGGUUGAAGCAGGCAACCUUGCAGCUACAGAACACAUCAAGGGAAUGGUUUCAGCAGCCAACACGAAUUCUGAAACUGGCACUCCUCCACAAGCUCCUCCUCCUCCUCUUCUUACAGAACAUCCACUCCUCCCCUUCCCAACAAUUACUAGUACUGCAAGGAAAGCCAAGCCUUUACCCCGCCAACGAUGGUCCAUUUUCAGGGUUCCCGACCACAUACGAGAAGUCGACCGGAUAGCUUACACUCCCAGGUUCAUUUCCAUUGGCCCUUUUCAUUAUAAAGCACCAGCUUUAAAGGCCGUGGAAGGUCGGAAAUUGCGGUUUCUUAAUCGCAUGUUGGAGCGGAUCAGCCACCAGAAUGAGAUCACGCAAGAAGGCCUUAAGGACGCCAUGAAAAAAUUAGAAGGGAAUACAAGAGAAUGCUACUCAGAAGAGUUUGAAAAUAUCAAAAGUGACGAAUUUGUGACCAUGAUGGUACUUGAUGGUUGCUUCGUAGUGGAGCUACUGCGCCUGAGUGGCAUGAGUUACAAGAAAGAGCUUGCAGAUGAUCCUAUUUUUGCAACGCGCUCGUUGCCACAGAAUCUUGGUCGUGAUCUACUGAUGCUCGAAAACCAACUGCCUCUGUUUGUGCUUCAAAAGCUAUUUGAACUAACAAGCUCAGGUAAAGAAGAAACAUCCCUUGAAAGCCUUGCGCUCCAGUUUUUCGAACCAUUAAGACUUGGGAAGGAGGCAAUUGAAAACCUGAAUGUAGAAAAAAAUAUGUUAUACCCACAUUUGCUUGCAUUAUUUCACUCAAGUUUUGAACCCACAAAUCCUCAUCCUCCACCUACUCCAAUCCAGAAUUCGAGCACUAGUACACACACAUACAGAACAUUUUCAGGAAAGGGUUGGGUGUAUUCUGCCAAAUCACUAAGUCAUGCCGGUGUGAAAUUCGGGACGAAGCCCGGAAACGUGCUUGACAUGAAGUUCAAUGAUGAGGACAACGUGCUUCAAAUCCCAACUUUGUUUGUCGACGACAACACUAGCCCUGUUCUUAGAAACUUGUUGGUGUAUGAACAGUACGAUAGAUGGGCCUCCCCAUAUUUCUCUUCUCUUGCAGUGUUUCUUAAUAACCUUGUGGUCACUUUGGAUGAUAUGGUUAUUCUUAAGCAAUCUGGUAUUAUCAGGGCUCAUUGUGGUGAUGCAGAGUUGGUGAAUUUCCUUUACAGUCUCACCAAAGACCUUGCGUUCGACAUGGAUGAUUGCCAUUUUGGCAAGAUAAUUCAGGAUAUCAGGGGUUUUUAUCAAACCAAGACGGUCAAAUUUAGACUAUUUCGCCGACGCACUCUUAAAAGAAUAUAUAAAAGAAUAGUGCCAAUAUUAAUGAAUAUCACCAUAAUCUAUGUUACCACAAUGAUAUCUGUGUAUUAUAAUAAACCAUAAUCAUAGUCUUCGGUUGGGGCUAUGGCAUCAGUACUCCUAAGUUUUGGGAUAUCCGAAAGUACUAGCUUGUAUUAGUGUAUAAGUUUAAGAUGUGGUUGGUGUACUGUUCUCUCUUGUAGCAUUUGGUUUCUCUUUUAUGAUUUGGUUUGGUUGAUGAUGUACUCUCUUGUAUUUUGCUUUGUAUAUAUAUAUAUGUAUAUAUGGACUGCCCUUUUUAUGAUUUGUUUUGGUUGAAUGUUGAUGA